Molecule: messenger RNA, 1416 nt
Organism: Branchiostoma floridae (Florida lancelet)
Lineage: Eukaryota; Metazoa; Chordata; Leptocardii; Amphioxiformes; Branchiostomatidae
Product: fucolectin-6-like
Exons: 6
Coding region: 25-840 (271 amino acids)
Source: RefSeq, a predicted model, not a curated record
CAGUUUUUCCCCACCGCCGGAAUCAUGGCGAGCCAGUUGGUUGUUUGGGCGGGACUGUUUCUGUCCUGUGCAGUGUCCAUGGUAUCAACUGCCCCUGCAGAAACAGUGAUGAAAGACUUGAAGAAGUUCUGCGAAGCCGGAGAUGAAGUCGACCAAGACUUAGCCCAGUUUGCCCAUGACUGUCAGAUGGCACAGAAGCACAACAGUGAACUGAAGACGAAAAUCAAAGCACUGGAAAAACAGCAGAAUAAUUUGGUCUUUAAUAAUGAGGCUCUGGAGCAAAUUCAAGAUACCUGUCUUAAGACUGACGACAUGAAAGAAGUAUUGGAUAUAGUGAGGGAUCUGAAGAAGAAGAUUGAGCGGAUGGAAGGCGAACAAAACUUAGCAAGGUACAAGCCAACUGAACAGUCUAGUACGGCGUACAACGGUUUCUCGGACCGAGCCGUCGAUGGGAUCACCCACGGGCACUACUACACCGGCCGAUCGUGCACCCACACAGAGGGAAACCAGCAAGACCCCUGGUGGUACGUAGACCUGCAAACCCCGUAUCCCAUCGGCUUGGUGAGGAUCUACAACCGCCAGGAGUGCUGCUCAGAAAGAAUCAACCCCUUCAUUGUCUUGGUCGGUGAAGGCAGGCAUGCAGCCCCCCUUUCGUCCAGCCGACAGUGUGGGGGUGAGUGGGGUAGUGACUUCACAGACAAGGGCGUCUUCUCCAUCGACUGUGGCGGGAUCUGGGGCCGGUAUGUCGGGGUUAGCCUGCCUGGAGCACAGCGAACCCUCACGCUGUGUGAAGUCCAGGUGUUUGCAGCCAAGAAUCCAGAGAAGAUUAAGACAGGAUAACUGUCUCAUCAAAAAUGAGCAGCUUGUUUGCUGAUGCUGAUUCAGGCUGCCAAAUUGCAUGAAGCCUUUUUAGUGAAGGCUAUUUUAGUACUUGAGUUUUAUCUUGUUGCUAUAUAGUUUUAGCUUUGAAGUUUAUCUGCCACAUGAUGGACUAAUAAGUUUUAUAUACUGAUAUCACUUAAUAAGCAUCUUUUUAGACAACCAGACAAAUGGUGGACGUAAAAAUUGAUAUAAAGCAGGAAAAAUGACAAUUAAUAAUUAAUUAUCAACCAAACUUUCAUGACUGUGACACAUACUAACAUAGUACAUGUACUAGAACAUUGUAUACAGAUAGUAAUAAGAACAUGGCCAAUGAUGAUUCAGUGAAAUUAUUUUGUUUUAUUCUAAAUCAACAUUGUUCAUCUACACAACUAGAGCACUCAUAAACAUCUUAGUUUCAUAAAAAUUAGUUUAUUACAAUAUAGUAAAUUUGACUCCAACAAGUUACAGCCAUAACAUACGGCUCUUGCAUGUUAAUGUACAUCAGUUAUCAGAAAUAUCACCCGUAAGCCCCUCAUCAUGUAUUUUAACAUAAAA